Amphibalanus amphitrite is the source of this 3472-nucleotide messenger RNA. RefSeq names its product tRNA-uridine aminocarboxypropyltransferase 2-like (gene Dtwd2). Lineage: Eukaryota; Metazoa; Arthropoda; Thecostraca; Balanomorpha; Balanidae. Bases 2017 to 2784 code for a protein of 255 amino acids. The record is from RefSeq and is a predicted model, not a curated record. The transcript has 6 exons.
UUCAAGUUCCAUGCUUUUCAGUUAGUGGAACUUACUUACUUACUUACUUACGAAGUACGGAUUUUGGAUAGGCCAGAGGCCUUUAGAAACCUUUGUAUUUAUAUACCUACAUAAGGUCAAAACCUUUCUAGUCGGGCUCCUCGUGCGUCUAACUAUUCGUCUGCGUGAGGGAUGUCGUGUGCAAGGUGUGCCCAGUGAGUGUCAAGCCGGUUUUUUAAUUGGUUCAGGAUGUUUGAGGCGACAAUCGUUGGCAGUAGGGUAUAGCCUUGGGCUGUUCCAACUUCCAGUCGUUGAUGACACGGAUGGAGAACGUGUUGCACUGAAUCCUGGAGACCGCCCGUGGCUUGGCUAUUCUCCACUGGUGUCCUCUUGUGGCAGGAGUUCUGUCUGCUGCCAUCUCAAUCUCGAAGAGGCUGCGUUGGUCCAUGUCAAUUCCACCGCGGAGUAGCUGAUAGACCGCGAUCCGCGAUCAUAUCUCCAUGCCUCUGUCUGUAGUACAGCGUUGGUAGCUGCAGCACUUUCAGACGCUCUCGAUACGGGAUGUGACGGAAGAUUGGGAACCAGCUUGGUCGCCCGCCUCUGCACCCGCUCCACCAGCCGCUGGUCCGCCUGGUUGAAGGGACCCCACACUACUAAGUUCCCGUACUCAAGGUGGGGUCGGACAAGGGCCUUGAGGAGCAGGGGGAGGGUUGAUUGGUGGAAGGAUUGAUGAAUCACUGCCAUCACUUGUGUUGCCUUCCUUACGGCCACAGCAGCCUGCUUCCGGAGGGCUGUUUACGGGCACCGCACACUGCUGCGUACGGUGUGUGAGGUGGGUCCAGCAGGCGUGGUGGUAGGGGAUGGGUAGGCGGUUCUGACGUCACGGCUGCGUGCGGUGACGGAAGGCUGACGUAGAGACGCAGUGGGCGGAGCUUGGAGGCUGUGUGCGGUCCGACCGCACACAGGGCCCGUGAACAGCCCUCUGAAUUUGAGCUGGGUAUCCAUGAGGACGCCAAGGUCUCUCUCGACCUCUGACUCCGCGACUGUUGUUCCCUUUAUCCGGUAUGUGUGGUGCUGGUGCUGGUUGCCUCCGCCAAUGUGGAGCACCUUGCACUUUCCAGGGUUGAAUGACAGCUGCCACCUGUCUGCCCAGUGAAGUGCCGCGUUCAAGUCCUCCUGCAGGGAUGCUGACUUUGCCGGGUCGGACAGAGAGCAGAUACGUCGGUAGAGUUUGCUGUCAUCGGCGGACGGCGAAUAUCUUUAUUCCGCAGUGUAGUGGCUCCGGCAGGUCAUUCACGCACAGCGUGAAGAGCAGUGGAGCAAGGACUGAACCCUGUGGAACACUGCUUGGUAGAGGAGCCCAGUCUGACUUGCUGCUUCCAGCAGUGACUCGCUGCUUCCGUCCUUCCAGGAAUGCGCCGAUCCAUCUCAGAAUCUUGCCUCUGAUACCGUGAGCUUCUACUUUCUCCAGCAGCCGUCUAGGUGGGACUGUGUUGAACGCCUUGGCCAGGUCUAGGUAUAUGACGUCGACAGGUCACUUGCUCUCAAUCAUGCUGCCCCAUUCUUCUAUCGUUAGCAUCAGCUGAGUAGAGCAGGACCUCCCUGGACGAAAACCGUGUUGGGCGUCGUUGAUCAGGUUCUCCGACUUGAGGUGUGCAGUGCGAUAAGACGGUCGCGAAUGAUCGACUCCAAUAGCUUGCACGGAACAGACGUCAAACUGGCCGGCCUGUAGUUCCCUGGCUCAUCUUUACUUCCUUUCUUGUAGAUUGGAGCUACAUCUGCCAGUUUCCAGUCCAGCGGCAGGGUCCCCGUGUCCAGUGACGAUCGGUAGAUGGAGGUAAGCGUGCUUGAUAAUGAGUCGGCUGUUUCCUUGAUGAUCCGUAGGUGCACACCACCCGGGCCGGCGGCGGAAAAAGGUCGUAGGGCAGACAUCUUCUUUCUCACCAGCUCUACAGCGAGGUCGAUGUCAGUGACAGCUGGACUGUGGUGUUUCUGUUGACAAGAAGUACUGCUGUUAAGCUGAGAAGUGUCACCAUCAUGGAGGAUGAACAGCUGGCAUCUGCCCUGUCUGAGCUGCCCUGUUUGGUCGAAGAAGAUGAACAGGGCAGGGAAGAGUGCAACAAAUGCACUCGGCCAAUCACUGCUUGCUGGUGUCCCUACUUACCAAAGCCACCCAUAGAUGUCAGCACCAACAUCAUUAUCCUUCAGCACCCUCUGGAGGAGCGGAGGGCGCUGAGGACAGCUCCCAUGAUUCAGCUGGGACUGGCGCCGGGAAAGUGCACCGUCUAUCGGGGCAAAAAGUUCCCAUCGGCCAGCCACGUCGGCCUGGCUGAGAUUCUCCGCUCGCCUCGCACCGUGAUCCUGUUCCCCGGGCCGGCGGCAGUGGACGUGGCAGACCUGCCUCCCUGCGGGGAGGGUGAGGAACCGGGGCCGCUCAACGUGCUAAUACUGGACGGCACCUGGCGCCAGGCGAAAACUAUGUACACCAUGAGCCCGGCGCUACACUCGGUCAGACAGGUAAUGGUAACCGGCCGCCGGUGCAGCAGCUACGUGGUGCGCACCCAGCCGACAUCCGCCUGUCUCAGUACCGUGGAGGCGGCAGCCGCCUGUCUGCAGCACCUGGAACGGCGGCCGCAGCUGCCCGGCCAGCUGCUGCAGCCGCUGCACGCGCUGUGUCGCGUCCAGCUGGGCCAUGGGGCGGUGCCGCACACCAGUAAACAGGAGCUGAUCGAGAGGGGACAGUACGAGCGACAGAGAGGUGUGCGAACCAAUCGAAUGUUCCGGCAACUGGGUGUGGUGCUGUGAUAUAGCGGACGGUGGACUGCCUGGUGCGGCACGACGGUGGGACGCGAGGGUAGCUCUGGUGCUGGUGGCCGGGAGGUAGUGGCUAGCUCUAGUACUGACGGCAGGAACUAGCAUCUACGCCUGGUACCGAAUGCAGGAGCUAGCUGCUUACAACCUCUGGUACUGACAUCCGGAGUGAACAGCUACCUUUGGUUCCGUCAACAGAAGCCUACGGCUAGCUCUGCUCCCGACCAGAGCACGGCCCUAGGCCAUCUCUAGUAUCGAUGUCUGGUGAAACAUGCUGAGUCAAGAACAGCUCGCUGUUGACAUGCACCGCGGGCUUCCGCCAUAGGUUUUUAUAAUGAACGGAGGUGGUGACGUUGGAAUGUUUUAGGCGAUAUGUGAGGGAGGUGCGAUCUCAUCUCACGUGAGGCUUAAAGUGUGUUUCAUGCAUCCGCCCCACCCAAACGCUACCCCAAAAGCUGGGUUAGACUGGUCUGGAUUGUCGUGUGUUUUUGUUACGAACUGUUGUACGAGCUACUAGUUUUCGGUUGGUAAUCACGGUACUUUACCUGCGUGAUAAUGUUGAUUAAUUUGGCUGGGAUUCAAAACCUUUGAUGAUGUUUUGCAGUUGGACUGAGCUUAACCGCCAUCGCUCAUAUUUCUACGAGGUGAUUAAAUAGAAAUACAACCCAUUUUAUAGCUCAAA